Plenodomus lingam JN3 is the source of this 1785-nucleotide messenger RNA. RefSeq names its product Methylcrotonoyl-CoA carboxylase beta chain, mitochondrial (gene MCCC2). Gene Ontology annotation, biological process: L-leucine catabolic process. Gene Ontology annotation, cellular component: mitochondrion; methylcrotonoyl-CoA carboxylase complex. Gene Ontology annotation, molecular function: methylcrotonoyl-CoA carboxylase activity. The record is from RefSeq and is a predicted model, not a curated record. NCBI's taxonomy places the organism in Eukaryota, Fungi, Ascomycota, Dothideomycetes, Pleosporales, Leptosphaeriaceae.
AUGGUGCACAAAGGGCCUUCGCGAGAGGCUUUGAGCCUGCUCAAGCAAAGCAUUCGGCCGUCGGUAGCGCUGCGGUCACCAGCCCAAUGUCGCGUGCUGUCGACUGCCGUCCAGAUUCCAACACGACGACGGACUCUGUCGCAUGCUGCGCAGCAGUCGACACGACAGGCGGCGACUUUUACACACUCGCACUAUGCCGAGCAAGUGUCUAUCAUCCCUACCACGGUCGACACAAGCUCCAGCGACUUCAAGGAGAACAAGCGGCAGAUGGACGAAGCCACGGAGAAACUGGCCAAUCUACACACCAAGAUUGCACAAGGUGGACCGGAGAAGGCACGGGAAAAGCAUGUAGCACGAGGCAAGAUGUUGGUGCGCGAUAGGAUCACGGCCUUGAUUGAUCCCGGCACGCCCUUUCUCGAAUUGAGCCAGAUGGCGGGCUACGACAUGUACGAGGCCGACUAUGUACCUGCGGGCGGGAUUGUCACUGGGAUUGGGACUGUCAACGGCGUGCAAUGCAUGAUUGUGGCCAACGAUGCGACCGUCAAGGGAGGCACGUACUACCCCAUCACGGUGAAGAAGCAUCUUCGGGCCCAGACCAUUGCGCAGGAGAACCGGUUGCCGUGUAUCUACUUGGUUGACUCUGGGGGCGCCAAUCUCCCCAACCAGGCGGACGUGUUUCCAGAUGUCAAUCACUUUGGGCGCAUCUUCUACAACCAGGCCCGCAUGUCGAGCAUGGGCAUUCCGCAGAUUAGUGUGGUCAUGGGCCCGUGUACGGCCGGUGGUGCCUAUGUCCCCAGCAUGAGUGACGAGAACAUUAUUGUGGAAAAUCAGGGACACAUCUUCCUCGCCGGCCCACCGCUCGUCAAGGCUGCGACGGGCGAAGUGGUGUCUGCAGAAGAGCUUGGGGGUGGAAAGCUUCACAGCGAAAUCUCUGGCGUGACCGACUACCUGGCUGUCGAUGAUGGGCAUGCACUUGUGCUUGCGCGCAGAAGCGUCGGCAACCUCAACUGGCAUCGCAACCAGACGGUGGCCACCUCGCCCCCGGCUUUCCAAGAGCCCCUCUACGACCCGCAGGAGCUCUCCGGCAUCGCGGGCACCAAUCUACGCAAGCAAAUCCCCAUGCACGAAAUCAUUGCCCGCAUCGUCGACGGCUCGUCGUUUGCCGAGUUCAAGCCGCUCUACGGCCCCACGCUCGUCACCGGGUUUGCGCGAAUCUACGGGCAGCCCGUGGGCAUCGUGGCCAACAAUGGGAUUCUGUUUAGCGAGAGCUCGCUCAAGGGCGCGCACUUUGUGCAGCUCUGUGGUAAGCGCCAGAUUCCGCUUGUCUUUUUGCAGAACAUUUCUGGCUUCAUGGUUGGGCAGGAUGCGGAGAAGGGGGGGAUCGCGAAGAAUGGGGCCAAGCUGGUGACGGCGGUGAGCUGUGUGGAUGUGCCCAAGUUUACGGUUGUUGUGGGAUCGAGUGCUGGUGCUGGUAACUAUGGGAUGUGCGGCCGCGCCUAUUCCCCCCGCCUCCUCUUCACAUGGCCGAAUGCAAAGACGUCGGUCAUGGGCGCCGAACAGCUCUCGUCGGUGAUGGAGGCUGUGGGCAAGCAAGCGGAUCCGGCGCUCAAGGCUAGAAUCGAAGACGAGAGUGAAGCCAGGUUUGGCUCGGCGCGGCUGUGGGACGAUGGGAUUAUCCCGCCUGAGCAGACGAGGAGGGUGUUGGGCAUGGGCCUGCACAUGGCGUGUGGUGGGCAGAAUCGGGGCGUGGAGAGGGAAAGCAGGUGGGGUGUGUUUAGGAUGUAA